This is a messenger RNA of Melampsora larici-populina 98AG31, 2700 nucleotides long. RefSeq lists its product as uncharacterized. The coding region runs from base 1 to 2700 and encodes 899 amino acids. Lineage: Eukaryota; Fungi; Basidiomycota; Pucciniomycetes; Pucciniales; Melampsoraceae. The record is from RefSeq and is a predicted model, not a curated record. The transcript is spliced from 5 exons.
AUGACUUUUAUAAAUCCAAGCUUUUCAGUCAGCAUCUUGCCGGGGAACUCAGUAGGCCCCAAAUUGUCUCAAACAGAAAAAGUAUCAUCUGAAACAGACUAUGGAAAAAAACUGGUACACAGGAUCAGUCCAAUGGAAAGAACUCUCUUACAGGAUGAUCAUCUUGAAACUUGGAGAAAUUUGAGGACAAUUGAAGAAGUGCUUAUGCAGAACAGAUAUGGUCCAACAUUCCAAAAAAGAGUAAAAUAUUACAUGGAUCCCAUUUUGAAAGAAUGUCCUUUUCAGAUCACCCCAGACCCACUAACCACAAGUACUAAAACCAGAGUGAAGCCAGAGGACAAACUUCCAUUCCAGUUACUGGUAUAUCACCUCAUUCAAAUAAUGAAGGGUCACUCAGAAAGAACAGAACAUUCAAAGCUAGAUUUUCUGGAAGAAGAGAUUCUCACUACAUUCAAACAUGUUUCCAAAGAGAAAGAGACAAAUUCACAAAGAAUACUUGUAGAAUUUGUGGGUUUUGUGAUGUCAAAAAUUGGGUGGCAUUUAUUGAUUGAGAAUAUCCAGAAAUCAAAAAUCUUGGAAUAUGGAUUGAAAAACCUACCUCAAAGUGACCAUCUGUCAGGAGAGAUGAAAUUCAAUAGCAAGGAUCAAGUUAGAUAUGGUGCAUAUUAUAGAGAUUAUAUGCAUAUCUUUGAAGUCUUUGAACUAUUAGUAUUUGAUGGUUUGCAAAACAAGAAGAUGAUAUCUGGUCUUGCAAAAAUCCAGGGCAAAUAUGAUAAAGAAAGCAAAAUUGAGAGACUUCAUUUAGGUGAUUAUCUUGGUAUUCACAGGUACCUCAUUGCUAGGAGACCAUGGGAUGGAAAGAUAUGGUCACCUGCUCCCUUUUUAGGAGAUCCUUUCAAGAAAUAUGGCCAAAAUUCUCACCAACUGAGUGAUAAGAUUCACAAAAUUUGGUUCCAAUUUGGGGAAAGUGAUUACAAAAUCUCAGUUCAGCUUGGUGCUAUCUUGCAGGACGGCUUAGCAGGGGAUUACAAGGUUCAUAAAACCUUGAAGACUUUACAUAGGUCAGAGAUAUUCAAAAAUGUUAGGCACAACAACAAAAAUAACUACAAUUUGGCAAUGAAUCAUAUGUCCAAAGUCAUUGAUCUGAUCUCAAGCAUUUAUAAGGACAAUCAUGCAUCACGCUCAAUUUUGCAUGAGAUUCUUAGCUGCUCCAUUGAUUUGAUCUCAGAGAAACGUGACUACAAUGCAGUUAAAGCAAGUAUCAACAAUGGUGUAAUGUUCUACCUUUUCAUCAGAAGGAUUGGACAUGUUCUCAAACAUGUUGAGGAGAAUCUUUCCGGUGAUUCAUCUCUAGAAUCUAAACCAACCAAUUCACAAUUCAUGGGAUACCAUUGGGCACUGGCCAGGUUUAGGUCAAAGCAACGCAGUAAAGCUCAGUCAACUCGAUGGAAAUGGUUGAGUUUUGAUCUUGGGAAGGCCUAUCAAGAUCAUCUUCUUGCUUCUGCUAAAAUACACUUUCUUCAUGAUCAAAUGGUGCCACAUGCCAAGUCAAAAGAAGGGGAACAAACAAAGUCAACAGAUAUUUCAAAAACAGCUACUGAUUGGGACAAAAGUGAGGCUUUGGAUUUUGAAAACAAAAUUGAAAGACAAUCCAAGUUAUUGCAAAAUGGUUCUCAAAGCCCCAAAUAUUUCUUUCAAGGUCAGGAUGUACUGAAUGAUGGAUAUCACAUUUUGAAAAGAAAAGCUUUUGCUGAACUGGAAGAGCUUCAUUCUACUGGUAAAUUGUAUGAGUGUUUUGGAUUAGGAAAUCAAUCUAGAAGGAAAAAACAAGGGGGCCCAAUCAUAAAUGUCUCAAAGAAAUUGAAGCAAAAGUCAAAGAAGAAUUUUAAGUCAAAGAGACCUUUCCAAAAGAAGAUGAAAUUGUUGACAAUUGUUUCUAAUCAGGAUAAAAUGAAGUCCAAUGGAUCAUCAAACAAGCCAAUGGCCAGAACUUCUGAUAGGUUUUUGAAAGACAAGCAGGGAUUGGGUGCUUCUGCAAAAAAUUUGAGGACAGGAUUGUCCAAAUACAAAGACAUUAACAAAUUCUUCACUCAUGAUAAAGAAUCUUUGCAAGAAAUCAAAGAUGCUACUUUUGCAUCACCUCCAAUUUCAGAGGAUGAUGCAACCUUCCAAGAAUCCUCUGACUAUACUCCCAAGCCCAGCAUGUCUCCCCAAAAAAGGAAGUCAUCAAUGAACACCAAUUCUUAUCACAGCAGCUUCUUUGAUGGAGGAUGGCCAAAGAAAUCAAGGACAAAGACAAUUUAUAUAUAUAGUCCAUCAGAAUUUCAAGAACCAGAUUCUUUUAAACGACUUGACAAGGGACCUAAUUCAGGUUUCCUUAGCAAAAUUUACAUCAGUCUAAACAAUGAAGGAAUGCAUGUCUCCACAGGCUUCAGUGCUACAACAUCAAAUUCAAAUUCCUUCAAAGCUGCUGCACAUACAACCAAUAAAUCCCCUGUCCAGACACCAAAAGACCCAAUCAUUGAAAAAGCUCAUCUGUUUGACCUAAACAAAGCUCCAGAGUUGUCUGUAGCUGAACAAGGUUCUACUAAGCAAGCACAUUCAGAUACCUCCAUAAUAAAUUUAGACGGUGUAGAUAGUCUUUGGAAUAAGUCACUUCCUGAUCUAAAUCAUCCCAUAGAGAUGACAGAUUGUGAUUGA